CACCAGGGGGCAUGCACAUAGUAAUAAUAAUAAUAAUGCAUUUCAGGAAAGUCUGCUACGACGAGCCUCCAUCGUUUCCACCACACGGCCGUGGUGUGAUGGAGAUGUGCGUUUAGGUUCAUGUGUCCGGCGGGUCUGCCCCUGGCUUUUUUUCUGGGGAAGAUCAUAUUGGAUCAUAUUGUUUGCAGGACGUUGUUCCUCCUGCAGCCCCCCCAGUCUAUCCCGACGUAGUUGUGAAUUGAACAUGGCGACUGUACCAGUAUAUUGCAUCUGCAGAUUACCUUACGACGUGACCCAGUUUAUGAUCGAGUGCGAUGCUUGCAAGGACUGGUUCCACGGCAGCUGUGUGGAGGUGGAUGAAGAUGACGCUCCAGAUAUCGACAUAUAUCACUGUCCAAACUGUGAGAAGACUCAUGGCAAAUCCACCUUGAAAAAGAAAAAGAACUGGAGCAAACAUGACACGGGGCAAAGCACAGAUAUCAAAGCAGUUCAGAACGGCAGUCAGGUUUUCAUAAAGGAGCUUCGCAGUCGGACGUUCCCAAGUGCUGAUGAUGUAGUGGUGAAGCUCAGCGGCAGUCAGCUGGUCAUGGAUUACCUGGAGGAGAAUGGAUUCAAUGAGCCCAUCCUGGUCCAGAAGAAAGACGGCCUGGGCAUGUCCAUGCCCGCCCCCACCUUCUACAUCAGUGAUGUGGAGAACUAUGUUGGUCCUGAUGUGGCCGUGGACGUUGUUGAUGUCACCAAACAAACGGACAGCAAGAUGAAGCUCAAAGAGUUUGUCGACUAUUACUACAGCACAAACAGAAAGAAAGUGUUAAAUGUCAUCAACCUGGAGUUCUCUGACACAAGGAUGAACAGUAUAGUGGAGAGUCCACAUAUUGUGCGGCAGUUGUCUUGGGUAGAAAACUACUGGCCUGAUGACGCUCUGCUGGGGAAGCCAAAAGUCACCAAAUACUGUCUCAUCUGUGUCAAAGACAGCUACACAGACUUCCAUAUUGAGUGCGGUGGCGCCUCCGUCUGGUACCACGUCCUAAAGGGAGAAAAGAUCUUUUUCCUCAUCAAACCCACCUCUGCCAACCUAUCGCUGUACGAGCGCUGGAGGUCAUCAUCCAAUCACAGCGAGAUGUUCUUUGCAGACCAGGUGGACAAGUGUUACAAAUGCAUCCUGAAACAAGGACAGACCCUGUUCAUCCCAUCAGGUUGGAUCAAUGCAAUACUGACUCCCGUUGACUGUCUGGCGUUCUCCGGUCACUUUGUCCACAACCUGAGUGUUGAGAUGCAGAUGAGGGCAUAUGAAAUCGAGAAGCGGUUAAAGGUCAAAACUCUCACCCCCUUCCCCAACUUUGAGACGGCGUGCUGGUAUGUGGGGCGACAUCUGCUGGAGCGUUUCAAAGGUUUACAUAAAGCAAAUAAGCAACCUGCCCCAUAUCUGGUACACGGUGCCAAAAUCAUCAAUGGAGCCUUCAGAGCUUGGACUAAAAAACAGGCCCUUUUGGAACAUGAAGAUGAGCUUCCAGAGAACAUGAAACCAUCCCAGCUGAUCAAGGAUCUUGCCAAAGAGAUCAGACUGUCAGAGAAUGCAACAAAAGCCAUUAAAAGUGAGCCCAACAUUAAGGUACCAGUGGAGGAACCCCCAUCUACCCACUCUGAGCCUGAAGAGCCCGUCUCCCCGGCCCAUGUCCCCUCGCCAAGCAGAGAGAAAGCCAGAAAGAAAGCUUCCAAACCCCCGAAACCUCCAAAACCCCCUAAACCUCCGAAGAUGCCCAAAGCCCCCAAACCUCCAAAAGUACCCAAGGUGAAAGAAGAAGGAAAGAAGAAAGCCAAGAAAGCAAAAGAGUCAUCACCACCUCCAAAACCCUCUAGCUUGGCAGCUCUUCAGUCUCAUGCAAAAGACAUCCUGAGUAAAAUGGACCAGCCAAAAAAGACCAAGGCUGUUAAGAACGUCCUGAGUAUGACAGAGAAGGAAAUAUCAAAGCAGAAUAACGUGGAAAAGUUUGAAAUCAGAGAGCAGAAUAAAAACAAGACAGAAGCAAAAUGGAAAUAUAAGAACAGUAAACCAGAUUCUCUGCUGAAAAUGGAGGAAGAGUGCAAGUUUGACAGAAUUCCUCUGUCAGGCAAUAAGGACCGAUUCAGCUUUACUAUGUCUCACAAGAAAAUGCUUGGCUCCAAGGCGCUGAAACCACAGACCAACUCAAGUGUUUUUGGAUCAUUACAAAACCUAAAGGAGGACAAAACCAAGCCAGUGAGAGACGAGUACGAGUACGUCUCAGACGAGGGGGAGCUGAAGAUAGAUGAGUUCCCCAUCAGACGGAAAAAGAACACCGUCAAGAGAGAUCAGUCCUUUUUGUCAGACAUCAGAGAACCAAUUCAACCAGCCAAGAAACCAAAGUUCCAGCCCAUGAUGACCAAGAGUGUGGACUCAUCAGAUGAAGAGACUCUGCACAUAGACACCGAUGCCAAGCCUGAGGUCAAAAGUCGUAACUCUAAGGUGAAGAAAAAGGGCGGCAGUGCAGCGGGAAUUCUUGACCUGCUGCAGGCGAGCAAGCAAGUGGGUGGGAUCGACUACGGCACCAACAGUCAGCCACCUGCAUCUCCCAGUACACAGGAGGCCAUUCAGGGCAUGCUGUCCAUGGCCAACCUGUCGUCUUCAGACAGCUUGCAGCAGCCGUGGAGCAACAGCCAGUCCAAAAACAAUGGCCAAUCGAAGAGCAACUCGCACAGCACACAGGGUGGCAAAAAGUCCAGCGGAGGAGGAGGCGGAGGCAGCAACAACAGCAAGCGGCCCACAAAACGGCUCCCGAAGAAACCCAGGAAGAGCAGCAGUAUUGAAAGUCUGGACUACGAUGACGAGCAAGAUCACAUGGAUGCAUGCUUCAAAGACUCGGAUUAUGUUUACCCUUCACUGGAGUCUGAAGAGGAUAAUCCUGUGUUCAAAUCCAGAUCGAAAAAACGGAAAAGCAGUGACGACACUCCAUAUAGCCCCACAGCUCGAGUAGGACCCUCGGUUCCUCGACAGGAGCGACCUGCAAGAGACGGAGCCAGAGUGGCCUCCAUAGAGACGGGGCUGGCAGCAGCUGCGGCAAAGCUGUCUCAUCAGGAGGAGCAGCAGAAAACAAAGAAGAAGAAGAAAAGCACCAAAAAGAAGGCAAUAGUAAUGGAGGAGCCCCAGAGAAUCUCUCAGGACAGCAGCUCGCCGGAUCACAAUUUGGACUCCCAUGACAGCAGCCCGAUAGACCACGAGUUCAACACUGGGACGGUGAAGUCGCCGGGGGGCCCGCAGCCCAUGGCACCGGGGGUCUUUCUCAGCCACAGGCGACCGUCAAUGUCUUCUCCGAACAACAGCACCAACUCCUCGAGCACCAACAGCAGCAGCAUGGCCAAGGGAGACCGAGGGGGGUCAGCAGAGGCCAAAGCUAAGCGGCUAAAGAAAGGCAUGGCAACAGCCAAACAGAGACUUGGAAAGAUUUUAAAGAUCCAUCGAAAUGGAAAGCUCCUCCUGUAGCACGCAGCAAACUGCUGUAGGACUGGGAAUUCAUGAGCUGGGUCCAUCCCAAACUCACCCCGUGUUCACUGAAUAAAGCCAACAAUGAGGAGAAAAAAAGAAAAUCAUGCAUUUUUCAAUUUCUAAGAAGAACAUCACUCGAAUAGGUUUUUGCCUCUACUUAUACUUUAUAACUUUCAGAUAUUGAAGUGUACAGAACCUACUAUAAAUAUUUUUUAAGAGAACAUGUCUCAUUUUACUACAGCUGUCAGUUUAUCAGGGGUUGCUAAAACAUGAAGUAGAAGUACAUUGCAGUCAUUCCAAGAUUUUUGAAAGUAUCCCUUGCAUGUAUUCAGUUGCAUGUGCGCUUGGGUCAGGGUUCAGGGGUUUUACACAUUGUUCCUACUAAAUGGAUGCAGCUUAUCAUGGCCACACUGAUGAUCGACGGGUCGAUAUGGAAAAAUGGCCUCACCUCUUUGGUUUGAAUUAGCGUCGAGUCGAGCAUUUUUCACUUUUUUGUUUAGGUUGCAGAGCACUAUCAGCAUUUAUUUAUUCGUGUCGAGUCGUAGAUAGGAAAUGGGACUUCACGCAACAAUUGUAAAGCACAAAUUGUAUCAAACAGCAGUAUUUUAAAAUAGGACGCCUGCUGAACAGGAUUCUGGGACAUCAUAGGAAGCCAGUGAUAAGCCUCAUCCAUGUCAGGUCUGCAGUUACAUGGGGAUACUUUCUCUCUUCUUUUGCUUUCACAGGCAGCACCAACACCUUAGACUCCUCUCUGCAUUUUUACGGCUUCACACAGUACAGUAUAUAGAAUGUAGCUUGUACAUAGCCUUUUAAAUUACUACUUUUUGUAUCCUUUCCCCUUAAGGCUUAAUUCUACAUUUUUACUGGUUUUGCUAAUUAUGAAUAAAUGAAUAAAAAUAUAUAUAUAUGGUUAUACAGUAUAGUCCUAAUUUUUUGAACUUUUAUUUUCUGUUUUUUUAAUUGCAGAGAUUCAUUUUUGUAUUAUUUUCUCCCUGUUAGAUUGCAGAGGUGUUGCCUGGAAAACAACUGAAGAUGUAAAACAUUUUAUUGUCAUAUGGCCUUACAUACACAAAGCUAAUUGUAUUGUGAUUCUGUUUGAACAAGAGAUGAAGCUUUGGGGUAAAUUAUAUAAAAGGAAAAAAAACACUUAAAGUUUCUAUGACCAGCCUCUUGUUCGAGUUCUAGUAUCCUGAAGGGUUUCGGAAUUAUUUUACUAGCACCUUGUGAAGUGUUUAUGUGUCAGUGAUGUAAUUUAUUAAUGUUUGUAGCUUUUUUAUACUUGUACAAUUCUUAAGAGUUUUUUGUUUUUGAAUAUUUCAUCAACUUGUGAAAUUACCCUUAGCAGACAAUUUCUGUUUUUAUUUUUGGGAGGUUUUUUCCUCUUGGUUUUUGGAUGUGUGUGUUCGGGGGGCGUCAUGAACAUGUUACGCACUAGAUUCUACGUUAGCAAACUUUUUUUUUUAAUCCAUUCUGUCUCCAUUCAGUGUCGAUGGUAUCAUGAUAAACUUUUCCAAUGUGACAUGUUAUUAUUAUUAUUAUUAUUAUUGUUAAUAUUAUAAUUAUAAGCAACUGCGUCCACGCCUCCAUCACACUGUUUCAUUUGGUCAGGACAUUUUGAACACAGUUAAAUGUGCUAUUCUCUAUAGCAGCAGCGUUUUAGUCACUAUGUAAACCAUGUGUCCACUUCUCAGAUACAGUAUGACAUGCUCGCGCUCCGAUCAAACUCUGCCAUUGGGACAUACUGUAUUUUCAGGUUUUUAUUUGUACAAUAUGUGUGUUGCUUUGUUGUGGUUUAUUUUUGUAUGUCUGACUUAUUAAAUGCAUCCACUGUGCCAGGACAGUGAAUGAUAACUGUU
Cheilinus undulatus (humphead wrasse) is the source of this 5358-nucleotide messenger RNA. It is a transcript of the gene phf2, whose product is annotated as PHD finger protein 2. The transcript is spliced from 22 exons. Gene Ontology annotation, molecular function: histone demethylase activity; transcription coregulator activity. NCBI's taxonomy places the organism in Eukaryota, Metazoa, Chordata, Actinopteri, Labriformes, Labridae. Gene Ontology annotation, biological process: protein demethylation; regulation of transcription by RNA polymerase II. Bases 245 to 3499 code for a protein of 1084 amino acids. The record is from RefSeq and is a predicted model, not a curated record.